Messenger RNA from Meira miltonrushii, 1809 nucleotides. RefSeq lists its product as uncharacterized. The transcript is spliced from 3 exons. The record is from RefSeq and is a predicted model, not a curated record. Lineage: Eukaryota; Fungi; Basidiomycota; Exobasidiomycetes; Exobasidiales; Brachybasidiaceae. The coding region runs from base 108 to 1700 and encodes 530 amino acids.
ACAGACCGUACGCGUAUUCGAAGUGUAUGUGGGCGUAAUCAUGAUUCUUCCAGUCGCAUACAGACAAACGUUCUUCCCUCAUACGAUCAUCGAAUAGGCAUCGAUAUAUGAAUUGUUCUUGCUGCUUCAUUGCAGAGAAAAGAGGAAUCAAAUCACGACAAGGUAAUGAACCUAUCAAUAUGGAUGACGAUAUGAUGUCAGAGUACUACAACGCUCCUACCAUCAAUGGUCCAGCCGAUGAUCAUGCAAUGAUGAUGAUGGAAGAAGCCGAUCAAGAAUCAUCAAAUUUGAUUGCCGCCGAUACGAUUCUCAAUGAUGAUGAAAUUGCAUCCGUUUCAAAUGAAGUCGUGAUGGAAGAGUAUGGUAAUGAUGGGAAAUUGAACGAGAAUGUUUCAUUCGCAAGUACAUCUUAUGCAGAUCCAUCUAUACCUGCAGACGUGGAGAUUCAACACUCUGUCGGCGUAGACCUUCCAGACGAAACAAUUGGAGAUGCAGUAUACGAAGAGGAAGAAAAUGAACAUAUACUUCCGGCAGGCGACGGUGUCGCUGAAGUCGAACAACCAAAUGAUAUCGCAAAAACAGCUACUGAUCAGACAGGAGAGUCAGAAGCAGCGCAGAUAGCGAAAAAUACAGAGGAGACUACAGUGGCGCCUGAACAUGGCACACUGGAUUCAAACGAUGAAUAUGCAACGGAAGGGCAUUUAAGCGAGAACGCGAAUGGUGGAGAUGAAAAUGUGACAGAAAAGAUAGAGAUAACACAAAACUCAGUAGACAAUGGCACCGGAGAAACACUUGUUGUCAAAAAAGAAAUAGAAGAAGUACAACCGCAUGUACAGGAUGAGGUGGCAGGAGAAGGUCAAGAGGAACAUAUCUCAUCAACUUUGGCAGUUGUUGAACAAAAUACACAGGCAGACGCAGAACAACAUCCGCCUGUCCAGCCAAAUCCAAUACGGAUCACGUUUGAUGGUCAGGACUUUGUUCUAUACCCAGAUGAAGAAACCUCAACAUUCGUCUCAGUGAACCAAGAGCGGGUUCAAGCACCCGUGCUUCCAGUUGAGGCAAAGGUAUUCAGUGAUCCAUUAGAAUCUCUCUUCGAAGCAUUGCGCAUUCGAGAAGCUUUGGGAGAUUUCUUGGAUGAAGGAACCGAACUUUGUUUGACGUUUCAUGAUCUAGACAUGAUUGCACGUGAAGAUGAUAUCUAUAUCCGUGAAGUUACUUUGGAUGAUAUUCAGAGGUUACAUUCAGGCUUAGGGUAUACGUCUAGCAUGCACAUCAGCGUUUCAGAAUCGCAAAGAUUCAUCAGUCGAUAUAACGAUUUGGCCAACCAAGUCUCGCUUUUGAUUGAGCAGAAGACGGGCAUUGAAAGUGUCGAGGAAGGAAAAGGAGAGCAGCCAGUUGAGUCCUCAGCGGGUGAUGCAAAUGUCCAAAAGGGACAUGGCGAUGCCACAAGCCCAUUGAAAGCAGAAGUCGCGGUCGAGCUCCCCAUCGAAAAGGAAAGUGACGGAAAAGAGGCGGGAGAGGAAGAAGGUGAUCAAGAGGAAGAAGAAACAUUUGCGACAGUCACAAACGAUCAAGAGAAUGACGAAGAACAGUAUGUCGAGUCUUAUGAAGGAGGCGGAGAAGUACAGAAUCGACUAGAAGGUGACGAGGAUGCUAAGCAAGAUGAAGAAGAUCAUCCAAGAGACCGAAUUGGAAGCUGAUGCGAAAGAAGAAACGCAGAAUGAACAAUUCACAGAAGAAGCGGAAGGCAAUGAAGAAAUUGCCGGCCGAGAUACUGCCACCACUUUGAGUGGAGACGGCGAGGAGCUC